Molecule: messenger RNA, 1473 nt
Organism: Volvox carteri f. nagariensis
Lineage: Eukaryota; Viridiplantae; Chlorophyta; Chlorophyceae; Chlamydomonadales; Volvocaceae
Exons: 8
Coding region: 1-1473 (490 amino acids)
Source: RefSeq, a predicted model, not a curated record
AUGCUGUGCUGUGCUGUGCUGUGCUAUGCUAUGCUAGGAUGCGCAGGCAUCCUGGACAACAACUCCAUCGCCUCCAUGGACUGGAACGACUGGAUGAUGAGCGAGUCCUCUGCGUCAUCGUCAUCCUCAGACGGGGGAGAGGGAGCGACGACGCUGCUGGGUGGCGGCAACGACGGUGACGGCAGCGGCAGCGGCGACGGUGGCCCGGCGGCCGCCGCCACCGCUGCAGCAGAAGCUCUGGCGACAUCGAGCCCAACUUCACCUCAUGGCGGCCUGGAUACCGGCGUGGCGAUCACCAUUCGGAUCGCGUUCUACGCCGUCGCGGCGGCCUUCGACAGGCGGCAGCUGGAGACACGGCUACGGGCGGUGUACGGCAGCCAGGCCGUACGGAAGUACCCGGACGUGAUCCACUGCCAGCUGGGCCGGGGGCGCGAGGAUCAACCAGGUACGGAUGUGUUCUUCUUCGACUACGGCGUCGUGGCGUGCUGGGGCCUCUCGCCCGAAGUGGAGCGGGACCUAGUACAGAACGUUGCCGUACAGUGUGCCGUACAACCGCUGAGUGAGCGGGACCAGGAGCGCGACGUAUUCCGGUGCACCUUCGCAACCAAUCCGUCAAACGGAGUCCACCAGCAAACGGAGGUCAAACACGGGAAAGGGGGCGGCACCGCCGUCACCGCCGCCGCCGCCGCCGCUGAUGCCGCCGCCGCCACCCAGCUCGCGGAGGAGCUCAAAGCAGCCGCCGCGGCCGCUUCGCCAGCGUCGUCGUCGGCGGCGGCGACGCCAGCUGGCACUGAUGCGCUGGGUUCCGUGCUCGAUGUGGAUUUCGGUAGCAGUACGACAAACGUUACGACAAGCAAUCGGCGUUAUACUCGGAGGGCGGAGCGCAGCGGUGGUGCGACCGCCGCCGUCGGCGGCGCCAUUGCUGUCGUACCGCCACAGCCGUCAGUGGAGCCCCAGACCCAGGUGGCGCCGGCGGCCGUACUGGGGCCGUACUCCGUACUUUCAUUCCCGCCAAAAAUUGCCGAUGACACGGUCUUGCUUCAUGUACGGCACUGUGGCGACAUCGCCACGCUGCUGGCGGUCAGUUACGCCCUGGCGCAGUCCACCAAGUUGUCGGCCUUCGAAAAGGCCGUGGAGGCGAUGGUGAAGGAGACCCAAGGCCUUCCCGAGGCGCUGGCGGAGCACGGGGAGGUUCACUUGUCCGGGAAGGAGAUCGGCAGACUCAUCGGGAAGGUGUUUGUGUUGAAGCGCUCCGUGAACUUGUUGGGCAGUGUGGCGGAGACCCCCGAGUUUUUCUGGUACGCACCUGACCAGCUGCAGGAGAUGUUGGAGUUACUCCGAGCUCAGGAGGAGAACCGCCACGGCAACCGACUUGAACUGGUGGUCAUCUGGCUGAUCGUGGUGGAGGUGGUGUUGGGUUUCUUCGAGCUGUUGGAGCUGUUCGGGGUCAUCGGACCGAAACACGGCUUCUAG